Oryctolagus cuniculus (rabbit) is the source of this 7545-nucleotide messenger RNA. The record is from RefSeq and is a predicted model, not a curated record. NCBI's taxonomy places the organism in Eukaryota, Metazoa, Chordata, Mammalia, Lagomorpha, Leporidae.
AGUGUGAUCUUACAGAAUGUGCCUAAUGUCCUCGUGUCACAUUCUGAGAGCAGACAGGUGUCUCAAGAUUGGGCUACAGGGUUUGGCUGCCAGCCACCCAGCCAUGGCCUCAGUGCCACCUGUCUGUGAGUUCGUGACAAGGGACUGAUGCUUCUCAGAAGGGCAGAUGGCAAAAGGACCAGUGGGCUCUCCAGAAACCACCUGAAUGCUGGGUCCCUUGGGUGAUGAUGUCACACAGUUACAGCGAAAUGCUACCCAGAGUCUCUAUUCAAGUGCCCAGCAGACUUAAGUGGCUGGUGGCUCCUUCAAGCUGAGUUUAUAUGGCAACAGCUAUGACCAGUCCUGAUUAUUGGGCGCUAUCAGGAAAUGUGAUGAACUUGGGAGACACAACAUCUCUGGACUGCUGAGGCUUAUUAAAAUUGUCUCUCCAUUGUCUGGGCAAGGGCACAUUUUAGGAAGUCACUCCAAGGCUAUCGAACCCUAAACAGUGAGUUCAACUGACUUCUCCCACGUAAUGUCCUGGGAGCUGUGGAACCCCCGGCUCUCUUUUGGUGAAAGGUUUGGCGCAGACUGGGAGGCAGUGAUUGGCCGAAGGUGAGCAGGCCCCACCUGGUGGUUAUUUAUAGAGUGACCCAGAGAGGAGUUUGCUUUGUGGUCAUCAACAUCUUUGCUCUAAAAGGCAAAAUAUCUCCCCAAAGCUUUGGUUUAAUUUGGUCUGCAUUAGCAUUGAGAGUUGCACCAUUUUAAAAAUAUAUUUAUAAUAUAGAUGUUUAUAAGUGACCAACAGGGGUGGUCUUCUGGUUCGGCCGCGGCAUGAGGCAGGCCAUGCUGCAGCCCCGGACCUCAGUGGGCUCCUGUGCUGCAGGAGCAGGCAUUCGACUCAGAUUCAAAGAUCCCUUCAGCCUCUGGGACUGCAGAGUGGCGCAGUUGUUGAAGGAGGUCUGAGCGUGGGCACCAGGAGCUGUGUCAUUUGAUGAGUGAGUCAGACCCGGCCUGGGGAAAAUAACAUCUUCACAAUCAACACCAGGGAAGAGGCGAUUAAGAACCACACGUAGCUGAUGGCUCGAGUGUCUUGUUCCAGGCUGCUGGUCUAUUCCUGAAGAGGGCCGGGUGACUCAUCAGAGGGCUGUAACCUGAUGAGCGAGAGCUCUCCAAUUUCCUGGCUCCGAUUCCAGGCAACCAAAUUAUCUUAAUUUGGUUUUCCAAGGCACAGGGAGGGCCAGACCUGAGUUCCCAGACUACAUUAGCAAUUGGAAAUCAACGUUCUUUUGUGGGAGCAAAAUUAGAUCACAGAUGAGAAAUGACUGAAUUACAUAAAGUGCUUUCGAAUGCGGGCCCUGUCCUCUCCAGCAGUGUCACUGAUCCUGGCUAAGAGUCAUCCUCAUGCUGAUUUGGUUAGCCUGUGGACCAUUUUGCUGGGUUUUUUUUCGGAGCUGGUAAAUCCUGAGUGGUUUGGUAAAAGCGGAAUUUCUGGACCGACAAAGCUGAUGAGAGAGGACAGUCGCUAAGAUCUCUGUGGUGCGUUCUGAUGCACCUACAGGACAGCAGUAGCUGUGGGCAGGAGGGAAUGUUUUGGUCCAUCGUUCAGGAAGGGUCACAGAAGCAGGUCCAGAUUAACGGGCUAGCAAGGGUUUGGGCUGGCAGUCAGACCUGGGUGCUCAAACUCCAAAUCCAGUUCACCUGGUCGCUGCUUUUCAAGGGGUUAAGUUCUCUCCCACUCAACACAGCACCCCCCACAGACCCACUCCCACGUGUUUGCUGUGCAAGAUCAAUGCCCAGUGGGACAACCAGGGAAGUGACCCGAGGCAGAGGAGGAGGAGAAACCCAAUGCCCCUCUGUUCUGGAGCUCCCGGAGCUGUUUCUCUUCCUCCCUUCGGAUGCUGCUGGAAGUGCCCGAGGUCUUUCUGGAUCUGUUGCGCUUCCCUGGCCUCAGCUGCAGUCCGCUUUCUCCUACUCUGUGUAGCUGGAGUCUCCAGGUUGCAGAGACCCCGGCAGCCCCUUCCCACUCACAGAGGGACCUAGAUGACCACGCUGCCCGCCUGCCCGCCUGCCUGCCUGCCUGGGACUUCACAGAGGCUCAAGACAAAGAUGAACCGGCUCCACUCCUGCAUCUCCUUGUGCUGGGUUUACUUUGUGGCUUCCAGACUGAGAGCUGUGGAAACAGCAGAUGGAAAAUACGCUCAGAAGUUGUUUAAUGACCUUUUUGAAGAUUAUUCCAACGCUCUUCGUCCGGUGGAGGAUACGGAUAAAGUUCUGAAUGUCACACUGCAGAUUACACUGUCUCAGAUUAAGGACAUGGAUGAAAGGAACCAAAUCCUGACGGCCUAUUUGUGGAUUCGUCAAAUCUGGCACGACGCGUAUCUCACGUGGGACCGUGACCAGUAUGAUGGGCUGGACUCCAUCAGGAUCCCCAGCGACCUGGUGUGGAGGCCCGACAUCGUCCUGUACAACAAGGCCGACGACGAGUCUUCGGAGCCGGUGAACACCAACGUGGUCCUCCGCUACGACGGGCUCAUCACCUGGGAUUCGCCCGCCAUCACCAAGAGCUCCUGCGUGGUGGACGUCACCUACUUCCCCUUCGACAACCAGCAGUGCAACCUGACCUUCGGUUCCUGGACCUACAACGGCAACCAGGUGGACCUCUUCAACGCCCUGGACAGCGGGGACCUCUCGGACUUCAUCGAGGACGUGGAAUGGGAGGUUCACGGCAUGCCCGCUGUGAAGAACGUCAUCUCCUACGGCUGCUGCUCCGAGCCUUACCCGGAUGUGACGUUCACCCUCCUGCUGAAGAGGAGGUCCUCCUUCUACAUCGUCAACCUCCUCAUCCCCUGCGUCCUCAUUUCUUUCCUGGCACCCUUGAGUUUUUAUCUCCCAGCAGCCUCCGGGGAGAAGGUCUCCCUGGGAGUGACCAUCCUGCUGGCCAUGACUGUAUUCCAGUUAAUGGUGGCCGAGAUCAUGCCGGCCUCAGAAAAUGUCCCCCUCAUCGGCAAGUACUACAUCGCCACGAUGGCCUUGAUCACGGCCUCCACCGCCUUGACCAUCAUGGUGAUGAAUAUCCACUUCUGCGGGGCAGAGGCCCGGCCGGUGCCUCCCUGGGCCAGGGUGGUCAUCCUGAAAUACAUGUCCAGGAUCUUGUUCGUCUACGAUGUGGGCGAGAGCUGCCUCAGCCCGCACCAGGACAAGGAGCGGGGCCGCCUCCCCAAGGUCUAUGGCAAACUCCCCGAGUCUAACCUGCAGACACCCAGGAACAAAACCCUUUCCAGAAAGAAGGAAAUGAACAAACUCUUAAAGAAUGACCUUGGGGGCCAGGCUGAGAGCCCACCGGACGCCGAUGGUUACUGUGCGCGGUACAGAGCGCUAACGAGGAACAUCGAGUACAUCGCCAAGUGUCUCAAAGACCACAAGGCCACCAACUCCAAGGGCAGCGAGUGGAAGAAGGUUGCGAAAGUCAUAGACCGGUUUUUCAUGUGGAUUUUUUUCAUUAUGGUGUUUGUGAUGACUAUUUUAAUCAUAGCAAGAGCAGAUUAGUGGGCAUUUGACAUCUAUGGACAUAAUAAUAAACUUCUGUGGCUUACUCCAACGUUAUGCUAAGCCAGAUUUUUGCUCAUAUAUAACUCAGGGGUUAGGUUGUCUAUGGUUUUGUUUUUUAAAGAUUUAUUUAUUUGAAAGGCACAGUUACAGAGAGGCAGAGGCAGAGAGAGAGGAGAGAGAGGUUUUCCGUUCUCUGGUUCACUCCCCAAAUGGCUGCAAUGGUCAGAGGUGCAGCAAUCGAAAGCCAGGAGCCAGGAGCCUCCUCCUGGUCUGCCAUACAGGUGCAGGGGCCCAAGGACCUGGGCCAUCCUCCACUGCCUUCCCAGGCCACAGCAGAGAGCUGGAUCAGAGGUGGAGCAGCUGGGACUCAAACUGGUGCCCAUAUAGGAUGCCGGCACUGCAGGUGGAGGCUUAGCCCACUGUGCCACAGCGCCAGCCCCUAUGGUGUUUAGGUUCGAUUAAGCACACAAGGUCCAACUGAGCCAUAUUAAAAAUUUUGAGCUUUAUGUGAGAAACAUUGGGGAACCUCAGUAGGAUUUUCACCAAGGGAGUAAUACUCACAUAUUGUGUAAGACAGGAGCGCUUUCACAACUGCAUGUGUAUAGUGAUUUGCUGGAUUCUGUUAGAGCUCUUUCUUUCACUGGAGCAUCCAUUCAGCAGCUCUUGGUUGGCUAGUGACCACCUACACACAGGGAUUAAAAAGAGAACAGCCACAUUACCCAGGGGUAAAAGAGAAUGAUCUGACGGAGAUUCUCAGUACACUUGGGGAAGCAGGCGCGUGAGUGAGGGAAUAACAGUACAACAAAGUCAGAGCUUCAACGAUGGUUGCAAACUGCUAGACUUCUGCCAGGGAAUGUGUGCUUUCUUUUAUAUUCUGUUUAGUAAUUUUUCCAGGAGAGUGGGAGGGAGGAGAAGAGAGAGAGAAAGAGAGGAGGAGGAGGAGGAGGAGAAGGAGGAGGGGAGAGAGAGAGAGAGACUGAGAGACUGACACUAGGAGACCUCCCAUUGCCUAGUUCACUCCUCAAAUACCUGUAAUGGCUGGGGCUGGUCCAAGACAAAGCCAGGAGCCAGAAAUCUAAUCUAGGUCCCCACAUGGGUAGCAAGGACCCAACCACUUGAACCAUCAGCUGCCUCCUAGGGUGUGCAUUAAGCAGGAAGCUGGAAGUGGAAGUGGAGCAGGAUCUCAAACUCAAACACUUCAAUAGGGGUUGUGGUGUCCCAAGUGGCGCCUUAACCAGUAGGCUAAACAGCCACCCAGGAGUGUGUUUUUUAGUCAAUUGAGUUUCUCAGCUUGUAGCAUCAUGUCUUACCCCACUGAAAUUAUUUGAUAAAGACUUCAGCAAUUAAUCUCAGUGUAAAAUCUAUUCGAAAAAAAUUUUUUUAGCUUUCCAUUAUCACCAAACUUCCAAAGGCAUGUCCAGCUACUUACCAGAUAUCUCAACCAGGGGGUCCCUAUCAGUGUUUCCAGCUCAAGAUGCCGCACACAGAAUCCUUUCCUCCCAAACCCGAGCCUCCCUUAGUCUUCACCCAUUCUCUUUAUCAUUUUUUUUUUUUUUUUUUGGACAGGCAGAGUUAGAGAGAGAGAGAGACAGAAAGGUCUGCCUUUUGCCAUUGGUUCACCCCCCAAGUGGCCGAUAUGGCUGGUGUGUUGCAGCCAGCGCGCUGUGCCGAUCUGAAGCCAGGAGCCAGGUGCUUCCUCCUGGUCUCCCAUGCCGGUGCAGGGCCCCAAAGACUUGGGCCAUCCUCCACUGCCCUCCCGGGCCACAGCAGAGAGCUGGACUGGAAGAGGAGCAACCAGGACAGAAUCCGGCGCCCCGACCGGGACUAGAACCCCGGGGUGCUGGCGCUGCAGGCAGAGGAUUAGCCUAUUGUGCCGGCCUUCCUUAUCAUUCUCAACACCACGCUCUCCCUCACCCCGUCUCCAUCCAGUCACUUGGUCCUGUCUAUUCUAGAUCCCAAACAUGAGGGACCUUCAGAAGUUCAUUUCUCACUUGCAACAUUCUCAUUUGGCAGUGGCUUUGUCAGUAAAACUCAGGUGGAAGACACAGAUGUGAAAACAAGCAAAAGCAAAAAGCUUGCAAGGAAAUGUAGGAGACUUUCUGAGCGGACUUCAGCUCAGGGAGUUGUAGCACGUGGUGGCUGCUUUGGAAUGGGAGUGGAGCUCUCUGAAGCAGGUAAGCAACAAGGCGCUGGGGCGGGGGGAGCGCUUGGUGGGGAAGAGAAAUCUGAGAACCAGGAGGAGUUAUCCAGGGUUAGCCUUGGGGAAAGUGCCAGGCUGUAGGCAGAACUGGGCCCAAGGACAGAACAGGGCUGAUUACACUUGAGAUAGAGAAAGCCUGAGCAGAUCCAUCCAAUCCAUGACCUACACGGGAGAGGCGGAGUCAAGACACAAGGUGAGCAGGGCCGUUCAUUCAAGCAGAGCCUUGCAAAGUUUAAAAAAACACCAACUGCCCUGUUUACCGCCAGGGUGCACUGAGGUGUGACUGGGUUUGCUGAGGUCUUGACCUUUGCUCUUUCUCCUUCUGUAGCCUCUGUGUCUGCUCCUCCGUCAGCUCGGGGCUCAGACCAGCACAUGCCACCGCAGCCGUGGGCAAACUGGAAACACAAGUUCUAGGGCAUGUGAAGCAACAGCGGGAAGGCCACUUGGAGUGUCACCCGCUCAGGGGUUAGCAGAGCGCGCACUCUGCCUGUUUCUUCCUCCUCUCCGAUUACACCUUUGAAAUAGGACCUGCUGUUAAAACUUCACGAGCCUGUCAAUACAUCGAAGCCUCUCCAACCUUUAAAAAGUAAAACCCCAUGACGAGACCUCCCUUGGCUUUGUGUAUGUCUACCCCUGUACUGUUCUCAGCCAGGUUUCCUCCCUGGAUCUUACGGGGCUCAGGCAGGACACAGAUGGUGUGCUCCAAUGAGAAUAAUUCAAGAACGAUUUACAGAAGGAUUAAAUACAAAGGCGUGGGCAGGUUGUAGAGAAACGCAAGGGGCCGUGUGCUGUUACAAGCCGUGUGCAGCCUGCCAGUGCUUGGCUGCCUGAGUCCAGGGGACAGAGCAGACGCAGCAGAGCCUAUGGGGGAAUGCAUAUCCCCACUGCACCCUCCUGCCCUGCAGUCUCCUCCCAGGGCUCACUGUUGGCCAAACUCAACAGCCUCGGGCAUCUGCCUGUGUACCCAGGACAGAGAGCAGAGUGACAAAGGGUAGCGUGUGACUCUGGAUGGACAAAGAGGAGACAGUGGGCACAUUCUCUCUCCUCUUUGCAUUCACUCUACAUUUAAAACUUGGCGUCUUCCCCACUCAGUUGGAAGUGUUCGUGCCAGGUUCACCGUGGAUUUAUAAUUGCCUCGGACGCUCCUUGGCUGCUGCCCGCAUGUCCUUCCGGGCACUUGGCGCUCCUGCGUCAGCACUUGCUGCUCCGUAAACGGCAGCCCCAGCUGGCUCCUGUUCCUCCUCUCCUAGCAAAGAUUCAUGUCCCUCAACGUUUCAUCCCCAGCUUUCCUCCGCCAUGGUUUUUACUGUCAAAUAUAUCCUGAGGAUUCUUUUUUAUGGCUGAAAAGCCCAUGAGAGUAUUUCAGGCGUGGAAAGCCAAGACACUCUGGCAAAAGAUCUCUGUGAGUGAGAUCCCAGUGGAAAGAACAGGUCUUCAAAGAAGGAGGUACCUUUCUCUGAAGAGAGGAGAGAACCUCCACUUUGACUAUGACCUUGUCUAAACAAGAUAAGAGUCGGAGAACUCAGAGGGCUUCCAUAGCCUUGAAAACUCAUGACUGGAGCAUAGGGAGAUUACUGAUGCCAUAGACAGGAGUGUCAAUUGGUAAAGUCAACAACAGGAGUCACUGUGCACUUACUCCUCAUGUAGGAUCUCUGUCCUUAAUGUGCUGUGCAUUGAGAUUUAAUGCUAUAACGAGUACUCAAACAAUAUAUUUCACUUUGUGUUUCUAUGGGGGUGCAAACUGUUGAAAUCUUUACUUAAUGCAUACUAAACUGAUCCUCUGUAAAAAAAAAAAAAAAAAAAAAAAGAAAUUA